AGAGGAAGUUUUAUAGCGGCCAAUCUUAUUGAAUACAAUUUUGUUUUAUGUUUGCUCAUGAUCUCUCAGACUGCUGAUAUGUGAUCAGCUGUUCUUGUGGCUGUACAUCCGCGGAGCUUCGGUAGACACGUCAGAGGCUCGUAUUUGUGAACUCGACGAGUGCACAGCAAUCGUAUUGCGCAUCAUUUGCGGCGGCUAGAGAGGUCACGAGGGUGUAUUGCAUCUGCCGUGUGCCUGUGUGUUCGUCCAAUAACAAACCGAAAACGCCGCGAGCCGUAAGGUCAAUAAAAUGUGAUGUGAUUUAUUUUAUAGUCCGUUUGUCGCAGCAGCUGUUUUACGGCUCCGUCACGGACGGCGUGCCCUCUCAAGAUAGACGCGCUGACUUGAUAAGCUCAGCUUUGAGCUGAGCUUCUAGCUAGUUCAACCCUUGCUUCUUCAAGGUCUUACGAAAACUAGGUCGCUUGACGAUCGUCAAAUUAUUGAAGCACCUAUAGCAAUAUCCUAUUAAUUACAUCAAAUCAAAGAGAUGGCUGCCAUAGCGGAAUUGUCUAAGUUCUUUCACAAGGAAAAGACAUUCAAGCCGAAGAAGAAGUUUGUGCCUGGAACACUGAAGCAUUCGCUGCACAAGCAGGCACAGGCAUCGCUAAACUCCGGCCUGAAUCUCCGCGAAGCAGUUCGUUUGCCAGCAGGUGAUUCAUACCACGACUGGCUGGCAGUUCAUGUAGUUGACUUUUUUAACCGAAUCAACCUCAUUUAUGGGACAGUGACAGAUUUCUGUACGGAAACCAGUUGUCCGACCAUGAGUGGAGGUGCACGGUUCGAGUAUCUGUGGUGCGAUAAGGAUCGCUACAAGAAGCCACAGGCUUUACCAGCACGUCAGUAUAUCUCCCUGCUAAUGGACUGGAUUGAAUCGCAGAUUAACAACGAGGAGCUGUUUCCGACUUCGGCGGACACCCCAUUUCCAAAGAGCUUCGAGAAGACGUGCAAGAAAAUCCUAACUCGACUGUUUCGCGUGUUUGUUCAUGUUUAUAUUCACCAUUUUGACAAGAUCGUCGCCAUUGGCGCCGAGGCACAUGUCAACACGUGCUACAAACAUUUCUACUACUUCACCGAUGAAUUCCAUCUGAUCAGCGAAAAAGAGCUUGAACCGCUUCGAGAAAUGACCGAAAAGAUCUGUCACUCGUAGUAAUUCAAAUUAGGUGGUCGGCAGCUGAGCUAUGAAAGAUAAAGCUAAAGCUAGACAAAUAUCCAUCAAAAAAGAGACUUGUAAAUCAAAGACAAUAGGGUGAAGGACAGAAAAACCUAGCUGGAGUGAUCGCUAAUUUAUGAAUGUAAGUGUGUGUAUGUGUGUUUGUGCGUGUCUGUACGGCUUUAUAAGUGUUCCAGUUCGUUCCUGGGUGUGUUUAAGUCUGUGGACAUGAGGCCUUGAGGUAUCGUAGCAGAUUCUGAGGUAACGUCAUAAUUAAGCUGAGCGAUAACAAGGAGGAUAAGAAGUAAACUUGAUGCUAUCUUGAAGACGGGUGAUUCGAGGCCGAAAGAGGUAGAGACGAACGAAUAGCAUACGUGUUCAUAAUGUGUGCGAUACAAGUGUAGGCAGUACCAGAGUUUUUAUGUGUUCGACACUGCGUUUUGUGAUCCAGCUAGAUCUCUUUAGGUUGGACUUUGCUGACUGUAUGAUUACUCUAGGCUUGGCACACCCAGCAAGCGAUAUUCGCUUGAGCCGGGGUGUGAAAAAAAUAAGUGCAAAAUUCUACUAAUGUAUAAAUAAUGAUACCUUUGCUUCUUAAGUAUUUGGCCAUAGUUAGCUUUUUUUGUAAUAUUGAACGCUUAGUGAGCUUACAAGCCACUAUUUCUGACUGUCAGCUCAGUCGACUAUUAUUCUUGUUCAAAUCUUCGUACAUUUUUAGAUGCCUACGGCAAAACAAUGCCGUUUAGUACUUGCUUUUACUUUGUUCUGUUUUAUUAUUUUAUCACUUAUUUGAGAACAGACAAACGCAGUAUCAACUAUUGGUGGUAUUGCUAGGCAAUACAUAUAUGUAUAUGAAGUUCGUUAGAUAUACAGAAAGGCUGGUCUAGCUUAUGUUGAUGUUACCAGGUCAAUUCCUUGUUCGCCAUCGCACAUGAUGUUACUACGACUAUAAAAUUUCUUUGACAAUCGCAUUUGUGUAGUAUGCAUAUCCUUACUACAUAACAUGUAGUAAAGCAGCAAAAUUAUUCGAGCCAGAACAACAAUUAAAUAUAUCUAUUCAAAUGGGUGGCCAUAAUUAUGAGCAGUGAAAAGCAUAGAUGUCCGAAAAAUUAAGUGCUGAAGCUCGUUUGCUGGGUACGUUCGAGCUGCUUUGUGGUUAAGUGAUGCUGCACAAUUUAUUCAAAAGCAAAAAUCUUAUUUGGAUUGAUUCGAUAGCCGAUCUUCAGACUGCUUCAGUACUUAAUUGCGAUCUAGUUUAAGAAUUACAGCACAUGCAGAUCAACUGUGCGUAUCUUGAGGGAGAUAGAACGAAAGGGCGAGGGAAUGUCGUAUAACUCAAUUGCAUACCGGUGUACAGUAUUGUGCUUGGUCAAGCUCAGUAAAAUUACCCCUUUCUUGCCUCGUUACUAAUUUCACAGAAAAAUAAUAAUCGAAUGGCAAAAUCUGGUGAUACUAGCGGAUACCUGAAACAGCGUGUGAGAUCGGGUCAUUUCAUUGCUGACAAGCAAUGGAGAACCGCCUAAAUGCUCUGAAAAGAAUAAUGUAUUAUUUUAUCUAAAUAAUCAACAGUUUAAUAAGGAAACCUUGCGGCAAGAACUCAAGGUUUUUAAGACAUUGCGGGUAGAGCGAUAUGUAAUAAAUAAAAAAAUACAUAUAAUAUUUGAGUUACUAGAAAUCAAAUAAUCUUUGUGCGGUGGUACGAUAUCAGUCGGAACGAGUUGCACACAUUCACGCGACAUGUAAACGAGUUCUAGCAAAUACAAUUACACAUUACCCAUUACCCAAGUGAUAAUAUUCAAUUAACAUUGCUCGAUAAUUUUUUUUUCAUUUAGUCACACAUAGUGUGAUAUAUACCUACAGGGAGAUGCCGGUAUCUGCACCAGCAAAAAGAUAACCACCAACUGUGCGAAGGAGAUCCACUAAAUAUGAUUUAAUUAAAAAAAAACUCUCUAAACAUAAAGGAUGGUAAUGUAUUCAAGCAAGAUUACCUAUGUUUGUAACUGCUCUAUGAGCAGUUGUGCUUUGCAAGGUGAGACAAGGUAUCCCGAAUUUCGAAAUGCGGCAGCAUUUCAUGCAGUUAUCUAUUUAAUGUGUGGCUUUAUAUGUUUUUAGUGUGAUUAAAUACUUUUGGGCAAUGCUAGCUUUAGCUAUUUGUCCACGAAAAGCCAUUAUUCAGUCUCUACAUUAUUCGAAUGGUCGUACUGUUUUGACUUGAUUGUUGCCGUAUUUAUUACUCCGUCUGGUCUCACUAGGUUUUGCAAGGAGCCCGAAUGCGUAAAUUGUAUGCAUUCUCGCGUGAAACGAUAUUCAUAAUUUCGUUCACUGUUUAGUGAUACGUAGUACAUAGAAUGCUAGUUGAUGUUUUCUAGCAUCAACAAAGUGUAGAUGGUUACCAACUUGAAGUAUUUAUUUGUCGCCAAUUUAGUAUAUCCCUGCACUUUUCAGCUGACGAACCCGUAAAUGAAGGCUGCAGGAAAACGAACCUGUUGUAUAUCUAGCCGAAAACGUUAGGUAGAGUUUAGCUUGAGAUCACAUAUUUAUCAAUGAUAACGUAAUUUGCUCGCCCAUCUAGUACCGAUGUGGUGACCAAAUCCAGCACGUAUCAUUCCUAUUUAAGGAAAAAAUGACGCACCGUUUAGGGGACCGGCGAGGUCUAUCAGAUCGUAAGCAUGGUAUAUCAUAGCCAAUAAUCAGCCGAAAGACAGAAGAAGCAGGUAUCAGUUCAGUGUUGAUUUACAAGGGUCAAGGCCACCCUGCUCAGCUUGUGUUUUUUCUGCCAAGGCUGUCACUCGAGGGGAAAAUUGCUGGGCAUUGAAAAAAGAGAUAUAUCAAUAAAACAGUCCUGAUAAAAAAAAACUACAAGCUGUUGUCUUCGUUGUAGUAUAAGUAGGUGCAUGUACGUACUUUGUACGAACGGCUGCAUAAAUGCUUUAUUCUCGGCAGUUCGUAUUAGCUAAUCAGAAAGUAAUUUGGCUGUAUUUGAAUUUUAUUAUCGGUACAUUUUAUAUACCCAUUUCGCU
Varroa destructor (honeybee mite) is the source of this 4209-nucleotide messenger RNA. RefSeq names its product MOB kinase activator 3 (gene Mob3). Lineage: Eukaryota; Metazoa; Arthropoda; Arachnida; Mesostigmata; Varroidae. The record is from RefSeq and is a predicted model, not a curated record.